Molecule: messenger RNA, 735 nt
Organism: Phymastichus coffea
Lineage: Eukaryota; Metazoa; Arthropoda; Insecta; Hymenoptera; Eulophidae
Product: calcium and integrin-binding family member 2-like
Exons: 3
Coding region: 299-541 (80 amino acids)
Source: RefSeq, a predicted model, not a curated record
GGGAAUUGAAUUGUAAAUUGAAUUGGAAAAUUGAAUUAAAUUUGAAAGUAAAAACUGUAUUAUCAUCUUAUAGUAUGGAAUUUUUUAAUAAUUCUUUAUAUUAAUGUGAUUGCAAAUAAUCACAUCAUCGUUUACCAUAGAAUGUAAAUGUAGCUUUGGCCUCGGUAAUAAAAAUUAUUUAACGAAAAUAUUAAUUUUAUGUCGAAACACUUUAGACACUUUAAUUUGAAGAAAUAGAAAUCGUAAAGUAUUCAGUUCAAGUCAAACCGGUGAUUGUACUUUUGAAGACUUUUUAAACAUGACGUCUGCGUUGAGCGAUGAUUUUGAUAGAGAUGACAUAUUGGGAAAUGGUGAUCUGCUUCAAGUUGCAAAUAGAUUGACAGGAAACAAAACAUUAAAUGAAGGUGACAUACAACAGUUGAUUCAGUAUUUUCUGGAAGAAGCUGCCCUAGAUGACAAUAGAGUCUUGAGUUUUGCUGAGUUUGAACAUAUUAUUGAAAAAAGCAGUAACUUUUCUCAGAUUUUUAGAAUAGACUUCUAAAUUAUUCAACUACAGCUGAUUUGAAAGACUGAUAUUAUGUUGUUUAUACUGCAAGAAAACAUGAGAGAAAUAUUGUCUCACAUUUUAAAAAUUAUAAUUCUUCAGACUCAACAGUAAAUAAUAUUUCAAAGUAUUACAUGAAACGUUUGAAUAUAAAAAUAUUCAAUUUCAAUAUAUUAUAAUAUUUAUUAUAA